CUUGUGGGCAAGAAAUACGAUAGACGCCCGUGUCAAAACAGGGUACCGCCGUCGAGCGACUCCAAAUCGACUCCUCUCUCAACGUCCGCCCGCACAUCUGACUACUCCGUUCUGCAGCUUUUCGGCCACAACCAUGUCAAAAGCUCUCGCUAGAGCUUCGCCCCUGAAGCCUGAAGUUCGCCUCGCUCAAGCUGUCUCUGAAUUCGAAGCCGACCUAUCAAGCGAGCAGAAGACCGCGUUUCGCGUAUUGAAGUCGCAGUCGCUUUUAGCGCCACCCACUCCGAGCGAUGUCAUGCGACUGACGGCUGAAGUGGACCGUCGCAUAUCGAAGAAGUUCAGCAGUCGAUGCCUUGGGCCGCGCUUCACCAACUUCCUCCAAGCUGUGCAGCAAUUUGCUGCACUUGGGGAUAUUAUGGUUGGAGGCUCACAAAAUCUGAUAGCAUGUGGUGUGUGGUCUUUGGUGCGCAUGUCGUUGCUGUCGUUUGUGAGCGUAUCGAACCACGUAGAAACACUGUCAUCAAUUUUCAUGGACAUUGGUCGUUCUUGUCCACGCCACCAGGAAAUUGCCGUAAUCUAUCCGCUCUCGACAAGGCUACAGGCCUACCUCCUAGAAUACUUCGUCGUGGUAGUUGGUUUAUGUCGUUAUUUGUUCAGAUUCGGGCAGAAGUCAGCCCUCCAGCAAUUCACGUCGUCCUUGAGUGAUGGGAAUGUGAAAGCGUUUCAGUGUGAUCUCGGAAAAUGGGCACAUUCGAUUGAGAAAGAGAUGCAAGUGGGUGAAGCUCAAGAAAGCUCCAGUUUCAGGGCUUUAUCUCGAUCGAUGUUCAACUCCGCAUCGUACCAACAAAAACUUGCUGCGAAGAAGCGAGUUCUCGACUUCUGUUCCAUGUACGAUCAUGAAACGACUUGGAAGCAGAUAAGAAAGGUCGGAAACACAUCACUUUAUACACAUUUCCAGGAGUAUGAAGAGUGGAGGGACUGCUCGCAUCCUUGCACCCUAGUACUUACUGGUAAGCUAGGGUCUGGGAAAUCCGUAUUGCUAGCCAACAUCGUGGACGAUCUCAGCCUCUCUAACGAAAAGGAUCGAUCCUUGGUAGCAUACUUCUUCUGCAGGCACGAUCUACCUGAAAGUCUGCAAGCACGCACCAUUCUUGGCUCGCUGGCGCGCCAAAUGCUGCGGAGCGUUUCUGAAUUGGGCACACUUUCAGAAGUAUGCGAAUAUACACACACCACAGGAAACGUUGAUAGACUACUGGGAAUGAUCAUCCGGAGCUAUCCUCCCAGUCAUAAAACCUUUUUCAUCAUAGAUGGACUAGACGAAUGCCCUGACGAGGAAAUAGCAACGCUGGCACAAGCAGUUAGGGAUAUCCAAGCAAAACUAAAGGUCUUUGUCUGUGCCUCUUUCCGGGUAGAGCCAAAAAGGGGUCUGCACUCAAUUACACGUCGCCUCCUGGAUGCUCGCAUCGUUUCAUUGCCGGAAAGCAACCCAGACAUCGAAAGCUUCAUCGAAGCAGAACUUUGUCGUUGUCUGGAUCAGGAUCUUUUAAACAUUGGAGAUUCUACUUUAAUAUUGGACAUUCAAGACACGCUACUUCAGGGCUCUCAAGGGAUGUUCCUCUGGGCGGCUCUUCAGAUCCAGUCUCUGUGUAGUAUGAAGACAGAUCACGCUAUCCGCGAAGCCUUGGGAGACCUACCAAAAGACCUUGCCCAAACGUUCUCCCGCAUCUUGCACAAGUCAGGAAGUUCAGAUCCAUCGCUUCAGGCAAAGACUCUGGAGGUUGUGUUGGCAGCUCACCGACCCCUAACGACUAGCGAGUUGAGAGAAGCCUUAAGCGUUGAUCCAGGACAUGCAGUUUGGGACCCAUCUAAGAUGUUGAACGAUGUUCAAUCAGCACUAGCCUGCUGUGGAUGUCUUCUUACUGUUGAUGAGGAAGAAUCAACCGUCCGAGUGAUACAUCACAGCGUCAAGCAGUACAUCAUUCACGGUCUUGACGACGUGAGACACAUAGAUUUCUCUUUCGAAGACGCCCAAAGAAUGUUAGCAGACAUCGUUGUUACGUAUCUCGGGUAUAGCUUUUUCGAAACACGAUUGUCGAAAACUAAGCUCAGUCCCAUGAUGGCAAGCUCAGCGCCGAUUAGCAUCCUGCAAAGCACUAUGGGUACUACCAGCACUACUCGGCAUCUUGCCAAGAAGCUUCUCGGGUCUAGGAAGCAACCUAAGUUCGACCUCAGCAAGACCCUUGCAGAACUGCGUGGUUCAAUGAACUCAAAUCCAGAAUACGAAUUCACGUUCUAUGGUUAUGCGCAAACAUACUGGCAGCAUCAUAUAUGGUAUGUUUCAGGAGAUAGCCGUCACAUUGAACAGCUAUCAGCCAGAUUGAUUCAACAUCGAAAUGCAGAAUUGAAAGAGUUGGAUAGAAACUUUGGGAUGCAUUGCCGUUGGGCUGCCAAGCAUGGGAAUAUGAAAGUGCUCGAACUGCUCUUUCAGAACAGCACUGGGGACAUGAAGACGCAGUACUCUAUACCCACACCACUAAUGUGGGCGAUAGAGUAUCGAGACAAAGAUACUGUUGAUGAACUAGUCAAGGUUGGCGUUGACGUCAAUCAUGGAGCUGCAACUGGAGCGUUACCAACGCCACUUAUUCAGGCGGUGAGAAAAGGAGACAAGGAGAUUGUGAAGAUUCUUCUUAGCUCUGACAAGCUCAGAGUCAACGUGCAAGACAAGAACGGGUGUACGGCUUUAAUGAUGGCCUUGACGGAAGGAAACAUCGGUAUCGUUGAGCUACUGCUCAGCGACGAGAGGACUGAAGUCAACGGGGAACCCACUGGAGAAUGGACGCCCUUAAUGGCAGCAGUAUUGGCAGGAAGCACGAGCAUCGUCAAGCUACUGGUUGGCGUUGAUAAGGUCGACGUUAACAUGACGACCAAGCAUGGACAGUCGGCAUUAAUGUUCGCGGCAGUAAGGGGGGAUGAAGACAUUGUCGAGGUGUUGCUCACUAGUGAGAAGAUUGAUUUCUCGGCGACAACCAAGUUCGGGGACACAGCGAUGAUGCUUGCAUCAAAGAAGGGACACGAAGAUGUGGUUGAGCUACUACGGUCACGUUGGAUUCAUACUGACUCAGUCGUCCCCCUAGUCCGGGUGCGGAGCUUUUGAGGGUUGAAUGGGUUUUAUAUUAGUCUUUUACAAGAGACUCUCGAAGCCGCUCUGUACACUCCCAAACAUGUGUUUCGACUGUACUCCGUUCGGUAGACCACGAACUCAGCGGCUAGAAUUCGCGUCGCAUAUUGCU
Molecule: messenger RNA, 3287 nt
Organism: Alternaria rosae
Lineage: Eukaryota; Fungi; Ascomycota; Dothideomycetes; Pleosporales; Pleosporaceae
Product: NACHT domain protein
Exons: 4
Coding region: 134-3151 (1005 amino acids)
Molecular function (GO): protein binding
Source: RefSeq, a predicted model, not a curated record